AUGGAGGGUUGUCUAGUGGUAGAACCUAUUGGGAAAAAAGGAGGUUUAGCAUUGUUUUGGGGUAGAGGUAUUGACCUGGAAAUAAUACACUACUCUCAAUGGCAUAUAAGUAGUAUUAUUAGGGGAGAGGGAGGUAAAAAUAAGUGGAUCUUCACGGGAUUCUAUGGACAUCCUGAUGCUUCGAAAAGGAAUUUGUCAUGGGAGUUAUUAGCUUCAUUGAGUCCAAAAACAGAUGAGGCUUGGUGUAUUGGAGGGGACUUCAAUGAGUUACUAAGGCAAGAAGAGAAAAAGGGUGGUAAACUGAGAGAUGAGAGAGGAAUGAGUAUGUUCAGAGAGGUUUUAUCUGAAAAUAACCUUUCUGACCUAGGGUAUGUAGGAUGCCCUUUCACAUGGAGUAAUAAGCAUGGGGACCAGACCUUUACUAAGGAAAGAUUGGAUAGAUUUGUUGCCAAUCAUAAAUGGAGGGACAUGUUUAGAAGGGUGAAGGUGAAAAGUUUGGUUGCUGUGUGUUCAGAUCAUAGACCUAUUGUUCUGGAGGUUAGGGAAACACCUUUUAUGGUUGGUAGGAGGGAAAGAAGUUUCUUCUUUGAAGCUUCUUGGAUAAAAGAUGAGGAGUGUGAAGAGGUGUUAAAGGAGUGGGCUAGAGAUAAGGAAAAAAAUCGAGGGAAGGAGUUGGGGAAAUUGGCUGAGGAAAUAAAGCUACUACAAGACAAUGAGGGGCCAGAGAAUGUUGAGAGGAUCAAGGGGCUCCAGAAACAGAUGGGAAGGAAAAGGAAUCAGAUUAAUCAGGUUGAGGAUUCGAAUGGUAGGCUAUGGGAAGAACAUGAGGAUAUUGAAAGGGCUUUCUACAAUCAUUAUCAACAAGUAUAUCAAUCAAAUUCCCCUUCGAGAGAGACCAUUGAUUCAUGUUUGAGUGCAAUGGAAAGUAGCAUCACAACAGAAAUGAAUGAGGGUCUACAAAGAGCAUUUACCAAAGAAGAAGUGGAAGCAACCAUGCAGCAGAUUGGUUCUCUGAAAUCCCCUGGUCCAGAUGGAUUUGGGGCAGCUUUUUAUCAAAAUUACUGGAAGGUUGUAGGGGAGGAGGUCAUAGAGGCUGUGCUUAGUUUUCUAAAAGGGGAUGGGAAUCAGCUUUCUAUGAAUCACACUCAUGUGGUUUUGAUUCCAAAGACCAAGGAGCCUUUAAAUAGUGCCUUUAUACCCGGGAGGUUGAUCACAGACAAUAUAAUUGUAGCUUAUGAGAUACUCCACUCCAUGAAGCUAAAGAAGAAGGGGAAGAAGGGGAGUAUGGCCUUGAAACUCGAUAUCUCAAAAGCAUAUGAUAGAGUUGAAUGGGGUUUCUUAAGGGCUGUCAUGGUGAAAAUGGGUUUUGGUGAAAAAUGGGUAGCCCUUAUCAUGAAUUGUGUGCAAUCUGUUUCAUAUGCUAUUGUGGUGAAUGGGAAACCUGGUAAUACUUUUGUUCCAACUCGAGGGUUAAGGCAGGGAGACCCUCUAUCUCCCUACCUUUUCCUUUUGUGUGUUGAGGGAUUGAGUACCCUUAUUAAUCAUGCUGAAAGCAAGGGGGAGUUAAAAGGAGUCUCUGUUGCAAGAGGUGGGACAAGGGUAACACAUCUGCUUUUUGCAGAUGAUUGUGUGGUGUUUGGGCAAGCAUCUUGGCAGGAAUGGAUGAAGAUGAAGGAGUUGCUUGAUAUCUAUGAGAAGGCUUCUGGACAAUGCUUAAAUAGGCAGAAAACUUCCUUAUUCUUCAGCACCAAUACUAAGAAUGAUAUAAGGAGAAUGAUUAGGAGGGAUGUAGGAGUAGGGAUUCAAAACUGCUGCGAGAAAUACUUGGGUUUACCUGUGAUGGUGGGGAAAUCCCAAUACAAUACUUUUAGAGGUAUAAAGGACAGAGUUUGGAGCAAAAUCAGCAACUGGAAAAACCAUUUCCUUUCACCUUCUGGGAAGGAAGUUUUGUUAAAAGCUGUGGUGCAAUCAGUUCCUACUUAUCACAUGAAUGUGUUUAAACUACCUGUGAAAUUGUGUAAAGAAAUAGCUGGAUUAAUGGCUAGUUUCUGGUGGGGUUCUCAGAAUAAUGAGAGAAGGAUUCAAUGGAAGAGUUGGGCAAAUAUGGGGAAGGCAAAAUCAGAAGGGGGAAUGGGGUUUAGAGAGCUUCAAAGCUUCAAUACUGCACUUCUUGCUAAACAAUGCUGGAGAGUGUUGAAUAUGCCUUUUUCAGUUGCUGCUAGGGUGCUAAAGGAUAAGUACUUCAAGAAUACUGACCUGUUGAAAGCGAAAUUAGGUUAUGGGCCUUCAAAAAUAUGGAGGAGUCUGUGGGGUUCCUUGGGGUUACUAAAGGAAGGGUUGGUUUGGAGGGUGGGAAAUGGAGAGCAGGUGAACAUUUGGGAGGAUAAGUGGGUUCCUAGACCUACCUUGUUUUCUAUUCAAUCUCCUCGAAUUAAUGUGUCUCCAGAGGCAAAAGUAAAGCAGCUCUUACUGAAUGGAAGAUGGAACUCUAGGCUUGUUUAUGACACUUUUUUACAAGAGGAAGCUGAUAUUAUCUGUGGUAUACCUGUCAGCCUUGCUAAUGCACCAGACAAAAGGAUAUGGGCUUUUACAAAGGAUGGGUUAUAUAGUGUAAAAAGUGGGUAUCAUUUGGAGAGGUCCAGAAGAGGUAGAGAGAAAGGGUGCUCCUCUGAAGAUAAAGUAGGGAAAGAGGUUUGGAAUAGAAUUUGGAAGCUUAAUACUCCUGAAGUAGUGAAAAUGUUCAUAUGGAGAGCUGUGGUGAAUAGCCUACCUACCAAAAUGAACCUGAAAUGUCGAAAAGUAAUUGAAAACCCCUUAUGUCCUGUCUGUGGAAGGGAAAAUGAGUCCAUAUGCCAUGUUUUGUGGAGUUGCAGUGCAUCAGCUGAUGUGUGGGCAGACAAAGAGAGCCCAGUUCAGAAAUGGCAGGGUAGGGAGGAGGAUUUUAUGGACCUAUGGAUGAAGCUGACAGAAAAACUACACAGACAAGAUCUAGACUUAGUGGCAACUGUGAUGAGGAAUAUGUGGUGGAGAAGAAAUGCAUUUAUUUUUGAAAAUACUUUUAAGGGGCCAUAUGAGCUAUUUCUACAAGCUCAAGAAACCUUAAAAGGAUUUGUAGAGGCUAAUGCAGAGGGGGAGGGAAUUAUAAGAAGAGGGGAAGUGCAGAAAAUAGAAGUAAAGUGGAAGAGACCCGAGAAUGGAUUUGUGAAGGUGAAUUGGGAUGGUAGUUUAGAUGCUGAGAAGAAAAGAAAGGGGGUAGGGAUUGUUGUGAGGGAUGGAAAUGGGGAGGUUUUGAUAUCUCUGUGUGGUUCUGAUGUUGGUUUUUGUAGUCCAGCUGUUGCAGAGUUACAAGCCCUAUGGAGAGCUUUAAAGCUGUGUGCUGAACUGCAGUGGAACAAAGUCAUCUUCGAAGGUGAUGCUAUGGGGAUCAUUGAUGCUGUAAAUAGACAGAAUUGCUGUUGGGAGUGGCAUGGACAAGUUGUUGAAGACAUUAAGUUGAUUUUACAAAACAGGCCAAAUUGGUCCAUACGUUAUACAAACAGAAAGUGUAAUAGAGUAGCUCACAUGUUAGCAAAAAUGGGUCUGGAUGUAACUGAUGAAACUGUAUGGAUGGAAGGGGGACCUACGGGCAUCUACCCUUUUGUUUUACAGGAUAUAAGUUGUAAUGUUUCUGUUAUGAGGUAA
Messenger RNA from Juglans regia (Persian walnut), 3681 nucleotides. RefSeq lists its product as uncharacterized. The transcript has 4 exons. The record is from RefSeq and is a predicted model, not a curated record. NCBI's taxonomy places the organism in Eukaryota, Viridiplantae, Streptophyta, Magnoliopsida, Fagales, Juglandaceae. Bases 1 to 3681 code for a protein of 1226 amino acids. Gene Ontology annotation, molecular function: RNA-DNA hybrid ribonuclease activity; nucleic acid binding.